Ilex paraguariensis (yerba mate) is the source of this 1614-nucleotide messenger RNA. The record is from the annotation of a GenBank genome assembly. NCBI's taxonomy places the organism in Eukaryota, Viridiplantae, Streptophyta, Magnoliopsida, Aquifoliales, Aquifoliaceae.
CCCUCUCUCUCUCUCUCUCUCUCUCUCUCAACUGUUACUGGAAAUUUGGUACCACAUUGCUCAAUGUCAUGUAAAGACCAACAGUCGCUAGUCAAGAAACCAGGCAUAAAUACUACAGGUCUUCACAGGUUUUUCUAUUUGGGCGUGACUCUCUAUUUUGUUCUUCUCUCUUCUCAGUUCUUGAAGAUGCCUAGGCCAGGCCCGAGACCCUAUGAGUGUGUUAGGAGAGCUUGGCACAGUGAUAGACACCAACCCAUGAGAGGCUCUCUCAUUCAAGAGAUUUUCAGGGUUGUGAAUGAUAUUCAUAGUUCAGCAACAAAAAAGAACGAGGAAUGGCAAGAGAAGCUCCCUGUUGUUGUCCUAAAAGCUGAAGAAAUUUUGUACUCCAAAGCUAAUUCUGAGGCCGAGUAUAUGGAUCUUGCUACUCUUUGGGACAGAGCAAAUGAUGCCAUUAACACAAUAGUUAGACGAGAUGAGAGUACUGAAACUGGAGACCUUUUACUGCCUUGUAUUGAAGCUGCUCUCCAUCUAGGCUGCACUCCAAGAAGAGCAUCAAGGAGCCAACGGAACAUCACUCCCGGUUGUUAUCUUAGUGCUAGCACUUCAGAGGUAGCCUCUGUUCCUACCACCAAUUUAGAGAGUACAAGUCAGGGAAAUUAUACAACCAAUGGCCAAUUAUUUUCUCAUUAUUCAAGCUUCAUGAAGCCAGUUAUGAUGACUUCCAACCGCUUUAUCUCAGAGUCUCAUAACUGCGUUACCCCAAACAAUAGUUUCCCCCGUUACAAAUAUCCAUCAUUGCCUGAGAAGUUUCCUCUCUUUGGUGAUCAUCAACGAUCACCUAAGAAAACAAAAUAUUCAUCCAACUCGUAUUCAGUUUAUCCAUUAUAUUAUGAAAGCCAACUCCAAUUUAAUUUUGGUAACCUUUCCAAGACAAUUUCUCUCUCCACAAGGCCUAGUGAGAUGGAUGCCACAACAAAGCUUUCCUCUGACAGAGUGGAUGCUUCUAAUGCGAUUACUCAGUUAGAUCUCGGAGACACAUCUGAGAACCCGCCUGUACUUGGCUGCGAUUUAUCAUUGCGAUUGGGCCCUUCUGCGGUUCCAUGCAUAAGCAUCGAAAACAGUUGGCCUCAAGAGGUUGAAGAUGUUGAUUCGAGUGCUUCUCAAGAGGGAAACAAGUAUAGUGAUCUCCCUCCACCAAUGAAUAAAGACUUCUCUUUCUUCCUUGAGGUAAAUGCUGAUGAGGCCUUAGAAUCCUGUUUAUGUAAAGAGGAACUGAGAACGAAAUUUUGAAUGUAGAGGCAACUAUAAGAAAAAGGAAAGCAGUCCUCAACUAUCCAGCCAAUGACAAACAAUUUUUUUGGCAGUCAAAGCUUCCAUUUAGCGACUUCAGUGGAAAGACGAGCAAUGCAGACUAGCAAAUUGACUUCUGCUUCUGUAGUUUCCUUUACAAUUAUGGAAUGGUGAAGCAAAUACCUAUUGCUGUAGCCUUCUUGCAAUCUUCUUGUACUUGGCGGUUAUGUCUCUCAUUAACUUAUUGAUGAGUUGCUUGUUGUAAUGUUGCAAUAUUUCCAGUGUAAAUACUGGUUGAGUUUGAAUAUGAAUAAAUAAAUAUUA